UCACAUCUAGUCUUCAACUUUGACAGAGAACAAACGUCAAAGCCCUUGAACUAUUGAAAUUAUACUAAAAUUCAACCCCCCAUUCACUUCUCUUACAAAACAAAGGAUCCCAAGUUUGGAUUUGGACAUCAAAUCUAUCCUCUCCAGACUCCAAUCCGAAUUUUACACACUGUCGUAACUCUCUUGACAUUCACACGUGCCCAAUAAGCAGCCAAAGCUGUCAACUCCCACCCAUUUGCUGACACGUUGCAGCACUCCCCGUUAAAGGAAUUGUCAACCCAAACCAACCAAGUGAACCAACUUUUAAAAAACCCACGCAGCCCCCCUUUCACAAGAGCCCUUAUAUGUAUAUAAACACCCACACUACUCAAACUAACCAAGUAAAAAAAAAUACGAAACUUCUCUUCUUCUUCUCUCUCUGCUUCAGAAAACUGCAAAAUGGACUGGACUAGAUGCCACGUUAUCGGCCACGGUUCCUCUGCCACCGUCUCCCUGGCCACCUCCAACAAUUCCGGCGAAGUUUUUGCAGUGAAGUCGGUAGAGCUUUCCAACUCCGGAUUCUUAGAAAGAGAGCAGAGAAUUCUGUCUUCUGUGAGCUCUCCUUACAUAAUUGGCUAUAAAGGUUGUGACAUUACAACAGAGAACAGCAGAGUUAUGUACAAUCUGUUCAUGGAUUACGCUCCCGCUGGCACAAUUACCGAUCAAGUCAAAGGGAAUGGAGGACGAUUUGAUGAAUUGACGAUCGGAGACUACACGAGACAGAUAUUACUCGGGCUUGAUUACCUUCAUUCGAACGGAUUGGUGCAUUGCGACAUAAAAGGUAGGAACGUUUUGGUGGCACAGAGUGGUGUCAAGAUUGCAGAUUUCGGGUGUGCUAAGUGGGUCAACGCAGCGGAGCCUGAUUCCGGUCGAAUUAGUGGCACGCCGGCGUUUAUGGCUCCCGAGGUGGCUCGCGGGGAGGAACAGGGUUUUCCCAGUGACAUAUGGGCACUUGGGUGCACGAUUAUAGAAAUGGCGACCGGAGGUUCACCGUGGUCCAAUGUCGAGGACCCGGUAUCCGUAAUUUACCGAAUCGGGUAUUCGGGUGAAUUACCGGAGUUUCCGUGUUUUCUAUCUGAACAAGCAAGGGAUUUCUUGGAGAAGUGUUUGAGAAGAGAUCCGAAAGAGAGAUGGACGGCUGCUGAUCUUCUCAAGCAUCCAUUUAUUGCAGAAUUAAAGCAAAUUGAAGAAUCUGAAUCUAAUUCCAAUUCAAAUUCGCCGACUAGUGUUCUUGACCAAAGCUUCUGGAAUUCAGUGGGAGCAGAAUCAGAGAGUCUGGAAAAUCUGGACCGCACGAGUUCAGAGGAUUGCGCAUACGAAAGAAUCAGACGGCUAUCUUUGAUUUCACCGGUGGGACCCAUAUGGGGUUGUGAUGAUGAGAGUUGGAUGACCAUUAGAGGGAAUGAUAGUGAAGAUGACAUUGGAGCCAACUGUGGCAUGAUUGGUGAUUGUGAUUUAGAAGAGGAGGAAAGCAAUGUGGGUUUUGAAGAUUUGUUGGGUUUCUUAGAUCAUAAUGAUAGUAAUUGUAGGAUAAGUAGACUUCUUUUGGGGUUGGAAAAAUGUGGUAGAGAUAGUGUUGUAAUUAGUAAUCUCAAGUUAGAGAGCCACAUAGAUACAUUGUUGUUUCAUUCAAUGAGAACAUAGUUGCAUUCACAAAUUCUAUCUCAAAUUCUACU
Molecule: messenger RNA, 1715 nt
Organism: Tripterygium wilfordii
Lineage: Eukaryota; Viridiplantae; Streptophyta; Magnoliopsida; Celastrales; Celastraceae
Product: mitogen-activated protein kinase kinase kinase 18-like
Exons: 1
Coding region: 439-1683 (414 amino acids)
Biological process (GO): protein phosphorylation
Molecular function (GO): protein kinase activity; ATP binding
Source: RefSeq, a predicted model, not a curated record